AGUUUCUCCGUAGCUGCGCCCCGUCAGCAGCUCCUGCAGAAACAGAAAGCUGGAGAGAAAAACAGCGUCUCUCUCUCCCUCCGUCUCCCUCCGUCUCUCUCUCUCUCUCUCUCUCUCUCUCUCUCUCUCUCUCUCCCCCUCUCGGCCCGGUUCGGCCCGGUUCUGGUCAUGCGCGCUCCCGGCUGCGCGGUUUAGGCGGAGUUCACAGCGCUGGUCACUCAGCUCUGCUCUCUCAGGUUGAUCUUGCAUUCCUGUGUUCCUGCCAUGUCGUCGGGCUCUGAGACGGUUCAUUAUAUCCACCUGCACAACGCCAGCCAGUCGGUGCUGGAGGCACUGCGCACUCAGCGGCGCAAGGGUCUGUUCUGCGACGUCACGGUACGGAUCCACGACGCCUCGCUGCGCGCCCACGCCUGCGUCCUGGCUGCUGCCAGCCCCUUCUUCCAGGACAAGCUGCUGCUCGGCCACUCCGAGAUCUCGGUGCCGCCGCUGGUUCCCGCGGAGACAGUGAAGCAGCUGGUGGACUUCAUGUACAGCGGCUCUCUGGUGGUGCUCCACUCACAGGCACUCUGCAUACUGACCGCCGCCAGCAUCCUGCAGAUCAAGACCGUCAUCGACGAGUGCACACAGAUCAUAUCCCAGAAACGGCCACUGGGGGCCGCCAUGCCCAAACAAGAGGAGCAGGGAGGCGGCAAGGGGCGUGAGAGUGUGGGAAACGUGGGCGGAGUUGGCGCCAGCGCUUUGCAGGGAUAUAGUUACCCCAUAGGUGACUGUGGAGCGGGGGUGGGGUCGGCUCCGGGCCUGCAGGAUCCUCAACCUAUGGGUGGGGGGGGUCAGCCAGACUCCUCCGGAUUGGAUGGAAUAAUGCCACCGCUGGGCGAUUUGCUGGGCCGGGGGGACGGGCUUGGCGCGCCUGGGGGCGGGCCUAUGAUGAAACCCACCAGUUGCACUCAGGAGAUAAACUACAUGUUGAAUCAGAACGCAGAACGAAGCAGCGCAGGUGCAGGACAGAAUCAGAGCCAGAACCAGAACAUGUCUGAUCCAGGAAGAGCCCAUAUGAACACCCCUGCUCCCACAGCGAUGGGCAGAGACGGUCUCCGUGGUAAUGGGGGGGCCGAGUUUGUUGAGGAGCUGGCGGUUGGGAUGGAGAGAUUCAACGAGGAAGAGGACGUGGAGGAGAGAGAGAGGGAUGGAGAGAGAGAGAGAGGAGUAGGGCAUAGCCGAAAACAGAGGCAGCCCCUACGACUGCAGGUACUGGGAGGUGAGCAGGUGGUGGUGAAGGAUGAAAGUGUUCAGGACGGAGACAAUCUGUUUGAUUUGGAGGAGCGACGCGAUGCUCAUGACAACUCGCACCAAUCUGCGUAUGGACAGGGUGGCUUUUAUGAAGAGCAGGCCGUGUUCGCUGGAGGAUUUUGGCCACAGACGGACGCAUCUCAGACUCUGGUGGCUAACCCCCGUUCCCGCAGCAACAAGCCGCUGUCACCGCCCACUUCCUCUCACAACAUCAACAACCAGAUGCUUUUUCAGUAUCCCGUCAGCGAAUCACAGCCGUCCUCCUUCUUUGUGGGUGGACCUAUGGUGAUUGACACCAUGGCAGACACAUGUCAGCAGGCCCCGCCCCCGGCCCCUCUGACCCCAGCCCCGCCCCCUCCGGCCCCACCGUGCAUGGCGGGUCCGAGUUUUACGCCCCAGAGUUCGGAGACGAGCUUUGACUGCAGCCACUGCGGGAAAUCACUGCGAUCUCGCAAGAACUACAGCAAACACAUGUUCAUCCACUCCGGUCAGAAGCCCCAUCAGUGCAGCAUCUGCUGGCGCUCCUUCUCUCUGCGUGAUUACCUCCUGAAGCACAUGGUGGUCCACACGGGGGUCCGUGCGUUCCAAUGCUCUGUCUGUUCUAAGCGCUUCACCCAGAAGAGCUCGCUGAACGUGCACAUGCGCACUCACCGCGUGGAACGCACCUUCUCCUGCAACGUGUGCCACCGAGCCUUCACGCACCGUACGCUGCUGGAGCGCCAUGCCCUGCAGCACCAGCACCCGCCAAUCAAACCCAACAACAUCGACCAGGCGGGCGGGGCUGGCAUGGGAGGGGCCGGAAUGGGUGCUGGCAUGGGCGGGGCCAAUGGGGCUGGCUCCACCUCAUAAGAGAAACACGUUGAGGUGGGGCAGGUGUGGGUGGGCCCAUCAGGGUGCUAGCCCCGCCUCUUAGAGAAACAUCAGGGGGGGUGGACACGAUUCGCGAUUGCUGGGCUACCUCACUUUUGGAGGCAGAGCUUACCUUGUCACCAAGCAAUACGUCCAGAGAAAGAUUGUAGAAGUUCAGCAGGAGGUUUGAGGACGUCGGGCUUUCGGGAAUUAGCAAGUUUUCUUCGUCAGUUCGCAAUAACUCGGCCGGUUUAGCUAAAUAGCGUAGCCGUUGAGCUAAUGAUCGACGCUAAUAGAGGAAAACAUAAAAACAAUGGGCUUGCAGUUGUUUUUUUCUGGCUAACAGUUGCUAGGAGACUAACGCUGAUCCAGUGUUGGCAAGCAAUAAUUUUAGCUAAUGCUAACUCAGUGCUAGUUCAUUGGAACGUUUUUAGGAAGUUUUUCUAUGAAGGUAAAACUUUAUCACUGUUUUUCACCUGGAAUUUAAAAACUGCUCUAAAAAUGCACAUGAUUAGCAUGGCUAUGCUAGCCAGCUAACUACAUAACAGCUAAAUUUAGCCUAUAUUUUCAUGAACAUAACAGCUCUUGACCACAUGAUUAGCAUUAGCAGUGCUGGUUAGCUAACUCGGAGAUAGAAACAUGUUUAUAUUAAUGAACUUUGACCUUUUUUUUCUGUUAAUAUGACUUUUUUCAUUUCUGAUUUGAGUGCUAAACCGGAAAAAUGCACAUUAGCGUUAGCUUUGCUGGCUUGCUAGCUGCGUUCGGACUGUGUCCUCAUGAACGUAGAAGCUUUUGAGCGCUGACCAAAGUGCUGAACUUGGGGAAAUACAUGUGGUUAGCAUUAGCUGCGCUAGCUAGCCCACCACGUGGAAAGGAGCUGUUAGCGUUAGCCAGCAUUAGCUAGUUCGCUAUGGUUUUUCCAGGUGUUCCGCGCUGUCGGAGACUUUGUGUGCCACACGUUUAGAGGCUGAAGGACCUCGCGGAACAGGGGAGGUAGUUUAACGGCGGUCUGAAUGAACUCGCUCGGUUGUUUACAGUCGACGAAGAAAACAUGUUUAUUUGCAUUUACGUCAUUCCGGAUAGCGAGGCGUCCCCAAACUUUUGAUUGGUUCGUGUAGAAAAGUCUUAAAGAAAUAAACGGUGUUGAGUUUUGUUUCAGUUCUAGAAGAUGCCCACAGGUGACCGUCCAGACGCCCGCGCGAAUCGUGUCCACCCAGAGAAUGAGUGAGUGUUUAAAGCGAUAGUUUGGCAAAAAGUAGAGUUUUCCCAGUUUUCCUGCUCAUGUUCCCAAACCUGUGGAUCAGCUGAAGCGUGUUUGGUGUCUGAAGUUCGUAUCUUCAGGUUUAGCGCUGGAGCUACGAGGCUGAUGUAGCUAACCAGUAAAGGAAGCCCACCGGUUAGCAUGGUGCUAACUUUUCUCCAUGUUAUCAGCUGGGCUAAUGUACUUUUCACCAUUCAGCUACAGCGGUUUAGCUCCACCCGUUCAGCUACAGCGGUUUAGCUCCACCCAUUCAGCUACAGCGGUUUAGCCCCACCGUUCAGCUACAGCAGUUUAGCCCCACCGUUCAGCUA
This is a messenger RNA of Pygocentrus nattereri (red-bellied piranha), 3711 nucleotides long. RefSeq names its product zinc finger and BTB domain containing 45 (gene zbtb45). The transcript has 7 exons. Gene Ontology annotation, molecular function: protein binding. Gene Ontology annotation, biological process: regulation of cytokine production; negative regulation of transcription by RNA polymerase II; regulation of immune system process. The record is from RefSeq and is a predicted model, not a curated record. Bases 265 to 2139 code for a protein of 624 amino acids. NCBI's taxonomy places the organism in Eukaryota, Metazoa, Chordata, Actinopteri, Characiformes, Serrasalmidae.